This is a messenger RNA of Ooceraea biroi (clonal raider ant), 15784 nucleotides long. RefSeq names its product serine/threonine-protein kinase MARK2. The record is from RefSeq and is a predicted model, not a curated record. Gene Ontology annotation, molecular function: tau-protein kinase activity; ATP binding. Lineage: Eukaryota; Metazoa; Arthropoda; Insecta; Hymenoptera; Formicidae. Gene Ontology annotation, cellular component: cytoplasm. Gene Ontology annotation, biological process: microtubule cytoskeleton organization; intracellular signal transduction; protein phosphorylation.
UUUUUCUUUUUAACAUCACACUUGCAACGCUUGCGAUUCGGUAGAGCCGUUUUACGGGAAAUCGGGUUUAGCAUCAGCGCGCGGACUCUCGCUGAUGUAACGGACGUGCGUUCUCCAGUGCGCGUCGACCUCGCAGCGCGACGUCGCUUCUUCUUCGGAGUCUUAUUAAGCUAACAAGAAGAAUAAACAAAUUCCACGAUAACGGCGCGCGCGCGCGCGCGAUUUUGCAGCGUUACAUCACGCCGUUUUAUGCGCGUUGUAGCGCGCAACGGCCGGAUCAUUUAUUCGUGCACGCGCCCACAAUCACCGACAUGGUCUCUUUCCGACGAUUCACCCGCGACAGCCUGUCCAUUUGCGAGAACGACGCAAGUAGCACAAAUAGUAAUUCUGCGACGGGAGGAUCCGCGAGUUUCGCCAAGCGUAUACGAUUCCGCGCGCCGAGCGGAACGUGAUUCCGCUGCGUCUAGCGCCGCGCGUAGUUCUUCAACGUGGAAUCAUUCCUGAAAACGAUCUCUCCAGUCUCCACUUCUCCAUAUCAUUGUCUAUUUUUUUUCUUCCAUCACGUGCACCGGGCUUGAAGCCUCAUUCUCCGCAUUGAACGAACGAAGAAUGCAAGAAGCGCACCGCGAGAAACCGGAUUCGCGAUCCCAUGGUGGCCGAAAACGCGCGUUCCGCGUUAUUAGUUUACCGUAAUGACUUCGUCGAGAACCGGCCGGCUGGCUGGCCUCGCACACGACACAACUGGGGCAAUCCUGCCAUUUUUCUUCCCGGCCACCCGCGAGUUUCACGGUGCCGCGAGUACUACCACGGCGAAUUAAAGGAGCGGAUAGAGACGGAAGCGCGCGGGCACGCGGCGAAGAAUUAACGGUUUAUGUAACCAGCCGUGUGUAAUUCCACGGUUGCGCCUCGCAAGACCUCGCGCGAGAGCGUAAUUAGUACGAGACUCUGUUCAUUACCCUCUCGCGAGGGUCUGCUCUAUGCGCGUGUCCCUAUGAUCGCUCGCGGAUGAAUUUUUCCUCCUUACGGUGAUUCGGCUUUUUUUUCUUCGUGAAGGACAACGUCUAAUCUGGUUUAACGACUUCCCGGAAAAAUGACGUGGACUUGGAUCGCGUGGGUAUUACAUGAGGAAUUCAGCAACUUCGCUCCGGAUUUUCCGGAGGACAUGCAUAUGCGAUCCAACUGCUAGAUCCAAAACGAUGGCUGAUCUCGUCUCCUGAUCUCAUUAAAUUGAUAGAUUGAGGCUCUUCUCGAAGUUUGUUAACUCGAGAUGAUCAGUUUGUCAUUGCAUCACUCGUGGAUGCGUGAUCGCUCAUCGCUGAGCUUACAUUGCUCCUAAUACGCAGUUCACAACGUCGAACUGGAUUAUACUUGGUAGUUUUUCACGGUUGAAAAAUUUCCCGAGGGAGAAGAUCGAGGUAAUGAUACCAUUUCAUAUCACGCUUCUGUCAUCACGUGGCGUGCUGUUAUCUAACCCGAUCGAGCGCGAUGAACGAUCGAUGGGCAUAAAUUAGCCGAUCGCACGAUAAUUGGACAGCAACCGCGAUGAUUGGGGAUCGUCAUGGUCAUCUCGUUGUUGAGGGAGGCAGUCAGCUUCUCAUCUCCCCGCUACCACCCUUAAUUGGAAAUCGCAGAUUCGCGCGCAUAAUUCAGCAGCGAUCGAUUUCUCGUCGGGCUGACGGCGACCGCAUUCUCGGACGCGAAACACCUUUGAAAAAACGCCUUUUUGUCACGUCCACUCGGGCUUAAUCGAGCGUUACUAUCGCUCGUUAAUGCAACAACGCGCGCCUGAUCGUAUGGUUUUGUCUCGCCGGAAGCGAGAAGUGACCGGCCGCGCGGUUGCACCAACCUCGCUUAUAACGUUAAUCAUGGCUAUCUGUGCAUAAACCAACACAACACGCCUGAGCAGCGCGUGAUAAGUGAUCUUUCUAAUGCGUAGUCCGGCGUAAACUCGUACGCACUUUUCGCAUAAAUUAUCACUCACGAGCUCCUUCGAUGGAAUUCCGCGGAUUUGAAUUACAAAUCUCGAGUCGAGUUCGUAAGUCGUUUUCCCUGAAUGAUGAAAAAACAUGCGCGCUGCUAUACGAUAUCCUUUCUUUCGGAAGGUAGAAAAAUGUUCCCGCAGCUUUUUGGGGGUUUCAAGCGAUAGCGAUGUCUGCGAUAAGGAAGCAGAGAUUACGAGAACAUUGAAUUAGUCAUUGAGCGACACGACCCGAGCAAGAAUCGCAAUGGAGUUUGAGGAAGAUGCAAUCGACUUACUGGGAACAAGAGAGUGAUGAGGGAGAGAGAGAGAGGGCGUCCAAGGGUCUCAGGGUUUAUCGCGCUCGUAGACGACCCCGGCGUGUAUCAGUGGCAGGUUUAAUUGCAGAUUCGGCGGGGAAAGUUUGAUUAAACGGCUAUUAUUCCAGCGCGAGAUAACGCACAAUCUGCGAUUCAAAUCCCCGUCCGUCCGUUUUCCGCUUGGCGCAGCGCGGAACAAAGGGAAGUUUGUUUUUCCGUUGCACGUCGAUACGCGGCUGAUGAAAAUAAGGUGGAAAAAACGAGCGUGGAAGAGAAAUUUUUCACAGAGAGAAAAAUCGUUUGUGCAAACCAAUACGCGUAAUGAUGAAUCCCGGAUAACGUCCGCCUCGUUGGAAUAUUAUUUAUUUACGAGAUUGUUUAAUCAUGUAAAUUCCAUCGAUUGUUACGUGUGCAAAUAAGACGUCGCAAUCUACAUUUCAAGAACCUCAGUUUCCUCUGAGCUCGUACGCAAAGAAAAAAUUAGUCAAGCCGCUGUCUUUUCCCGAUUUAUGUAUUUUUUAUCUCUCCGCACGAACGCAGGACGAUUUUUUCUCGUGAGACUGCAAUUGUCACACUGUAAUUACUCGCUCGUUUACUUCAUUCGUCUAGUCUGCCUUGGCCGACAAAAACACCGCGCUACCCCGGUCGAGCAGGCGGCAUUUUGUAUUUGUCACGCCCGACAAUAGAAUUCUCGUGAGAGUGCCCGGCGUGUGCUAGAAACGUGCUCUUCUUCUCGCUCAUCUUCGGAGCUGCCGUUGUUGCGGCACAAUGGGUGAGAGCAAAAAGUCGGCGAGCAAUCAAUUGACGACACUGUGGCACUCGACAACUGCAACGAUCCGGGUAUCCCUGCGGUGUGCGGCAAUUAUCCAAUACGGUUUUACGUAAUCCGCCGCGAUAUAAACGCGCGCGUGCCUAUGACAGUUUUCUUUUCCUGGUUCACUCCAAGUAACAUUUCGAUUAUAUCGCGGAAUGCAGCACGGCGGAUUUCUUAUCCGACGCGGAUGUGCGCUCAAUGUAAACGACUUAUGCAAUUCACGCAAGAUUGCUGAUGCAAGAUGAUUGAUCGGCGGCCCUUCCCAAGUCUCUUCUCAAGAAAAAAAAUAUUCCUGCUAACGCAUCGUUGGCGGAUCGAGCUAUGCGUUUGCGUAACCAGUUAUGAAUUAAGAGACCCUUCUGUCGACUUGCAAGUCGUCAAGAUCAAAUCGUGAGUGCCCGCUCAGAGAUUGGUUUCUCUCUCUCUCUCUUCCGUAAACGUGUUUGUCGACGCUUUUAGAGCCGUCUCCUGCGCCCUUCGUCCCUCCGUUAACCGCUCUGCCGGAAAUAAAGACGCUCCAUCCGGCAGCCGGCUUUUCCGACGUCGACCAAGUGCAACGUGCCGCACUACGAUGGAUGCGCCCCGUCGGGUGCGACGUCUCGCUCCAUAAAGGACAUUGUCGGGCGACAGCAACUCGCGCGUUCAAGAGAGGAAGAGAAAAAGAAAGAGCGUGGGUGUCUCUCGAGGAAGUGCGCAUUCUUCGGACGAAUCCAGCGAGUCGAUUCCCCGAGUCCACUUUUAGCGGGCUUCUCGUCUCCCAACGCACUCCCGGGACGUAGACGCAUCCGUUACCCGGAUGUCCGCGCGUUAUUUCACGCUCGGCUGUCGCACAGGAAUAAUCCGAAGCUCCUCUUCUUCUUAUCCGAUUCUUCAUCGUGGCUCUCACCGUGGCCUCUUGCACCGCUGCCGCGGUCAAGUUAGUCAUCGCGCUGGAUUUCUCGUCGGAUUAAAGUGGACGAGAAGCCUUUUUCCCAAUGAAGGGCUGGAUCAUUAAGGGUACGGUCGAGGUAGUUUCGCACCUGGAACGUUUCACCUUUAAUUUACAUCGCGUCUUGCCAGUUUCGCGAUCAGCGUCCUUAGAUCACCUCGCAGCCACGUCACGUCGCUGCUUUCUCGACCGCAAAUCCUCGUUCCCUCGACGAGGCCGGUCGUUUCGUCGCUUUUUCCGCGGCCCUCCAACCAAGUCCUUCGCCGGUAUGCGCUCGGCGUGGCGCGUUGCGUUGCGUUGCAUUGCGUGUAACACGCGAGGGCCUCGAACAAUGCUCCGACACGCCAGUCCACGUCCGUGAAUUUUUAUUGCGUCGCAGACCGCAGUGCCGGGCAAAUCUAUCAAUUGCCGGUGGCAUCGGCGAAAAGGAAAAAAAGAAAUUUGGAGCAACAUUUCUUUUCGUCUUCGCAUAUGCGAUUGAAGGCCGCAGAGUAGCGUGAUGGUGUUCGCGUAUCGAUCAGAGCUCGGAUCAAUCAAAAGUGCACGGUAUACCAAAUUUGCAACGCACGACGACGACGAUUUUUCCAUUUGCAUAAUGAGUUGGAAUUUUUAUUUAUCUGUUUUUCAUUCACGGCUCGUGCUCGUAGAAGCCAGCUUCGAUCAAGGAGGCGGGGUUUAUUAAGGUGCAGCGUACAGAGUUCACGUACGUCCGCGCGGGUCAGCGCAACGCGUCGUCCGAUGAUGAUUAAUGACUCGCUUUCUUGCCUGCUUGCUUUUAACGCGCUGACACUGACAUUACGUCCUAGAGGAAAGCUUGGCGAUUGUCCAAGCACUUCCGAAGCACUGCUUUAUGACACGGUUUGGAAACACCGGGCUGGCUAAAUUUGUCCGCUUCGCUUCGCCCGAGGUAGGUGGAGGAGGAGAUCACUGUUCUCGAGGGUCAUCCGGGUUUAGUUUCGAUCGUUAAUUAUUUUAUUAUUCUGAUCGACACGCUUUAUUACUGCGCUAUCCCCGGUAAUCCGCUUUCUCGUCUCAAUCAUUUCACGAUUCUACUUCCAAUUUCGAAAGUAAAGACAAAAGUAUUGACAGCCGAUUAUUUAUUCCGAUGAUCGAUAAGUUGCAUUGAUUUACGUCCAUCAAUCUAAAGUCACAAAAAGUUCUUACAAAUUCAUGUAAAACACAUGAUCGCUCGUUCGUUCGCUUGACAUGCUCGCCGGCUAUCUUACGGCAAGAUUAUCGCGGCAUCCGGAAACCACUCACGAUAUUGCUCACAUCUCACGGCGCGGCGGUACCGCCUCACCGUCGUACCGUAUCCCGUAUUCUCGUUAAAUCCGCGACAGGGAAAUAAUAUACUCGCGCGGCUUUUUAUCGGGCUUUAAUAACGGGGCGACUCGGUACCCCGCCGCGUGCGUACCCCGAUAUACAAUAUUUUACCGUGCCCCUCUCGUUUCUCAGCAAUCCUGUGCGCGUUUACCGUACCCUACGAUACGAGAUCCGCGGCCGAUCGUCGGUGCCGGGCGUUAGGUAGAGGUACGCGCUAUCGCUUAUCAGUAUCUGCCACUGAUAAGCAGCGUAACGAAGCCGAGCCACGACCGGCCACGGCCGCUUAUCGGCGCUCGAGAAAUGGAUCCAGUCGCAACCGGCCGUCGUCCAGCCGCGAACAACCUUUCGGUAUCGCCUUUCUCGUCCUUUCGCUUAUCCGUUUCCUCCCUUUUUUUUUUAAUCCUUCCUCUCUCCUCCUCGAGGAGAGAUCGCGGCGCUCUUUCGCGAGGGAAAAGAGAACGGGGCGCGCCGGGAGAGAGAGAAAGCGACUCUUCCUCUCUCUUGUGCGUCCUUUUUGGGCGCGACUUCGCCGUGAUUGUGCCGCGAAAGGUGUAUAUAUAUAUAUAUAUAAAUUUGUGUACGUGUGUUUCCUGUGUGUGUGUGUAUUGUUCGUGUGACACGUCGCUGAUAACGCACCACGAUCGGCGGAAAUUUACGUGUGCGUGCCGCGCGGAUUUCGCAGGCAAUUUUUGGUUCCCCGCGCGUUUCUCGUUGAACAUUGCUCGUGCAUGACAUCCUCGAUCAUUCCAGCAGCGCACUCGGUUCGCCAAGAGAGUUUAUCGAGUCGCUCGGCUGCCAAGAAGUGCUGACGUAACGCCUUUUACGGAGUGUUAGCGACUCUUGAUUCUCGAGUACGUGAUACAUCCGAUGCGUUUUCGGUUCGCGAACUCCACGUUUCUCUCGGUCACGAGUUCGCGCUGAACCAAGCAACCUGCAGCCUUGUUUCGUGAAAAUUAUUCGCGUUCUUCAAAUUCUCUUCUCUGCUAUUCAGAGUCAGAGUUUGUCUGCUGCAUUCGCAGUCACUACGCGAGCGAGAUUUAAUUUUGUUUAAUGAUAGCAUUCUCGCGUGCAGCUAAGCGCAAGGAUCAUUUGGAGAACAUCGCGAUGCCGAUCGCCCUUUAAUCGCGGGAAGAGAAACGGUCGCCACGAGGUCGUUUCUUGAAGAAACGAUGGGAAGCAUGCAUUGUUAUCGGACAUUCAUGCGGUAAUUAACGCGUACGAUGGCAGAUUCGUGCUCUCUGGAUCUCUGACGGGAACGACCUUAGGUCGCGAUGAUUGCACUCCGCCUGGAGCGAUUGUGCCUUUGGACCUCCUGCGAAAGAGAUUUCUUUGAAACGCGAUGCCAUUCGACCUCAAUUUGCAGUCGUAAGUUGGAUGAAGUGCAAGUUGUAGAAUUUGCACUGGAAGUUGGUACAGUCGCUUCGCGAUCCGUGUGACAAUCGCCCGAACGAUCGUCCGUAAAGCAUCAAUUAACGUCGCUGAUAACGUGAUUAGCGUAACGAUUUACCGUCCGCUAUUCCCCUGCCGAGUCUUCCGAACCGCCACGAGCUCGGCGACGAGGAUCCGCUCGAAAUAGCCCGUUCAAUUUUCCUAUCGGCAAACGUCCACCCUUCCAUCGAACGUCGCAAAACCCGGUCGAGGGAACGAGUUUACCCCUUUUUGGAGACUCGGUCUCCAUUCGAUUACCGAGCAAAUUUCCGGCCCGGCUGUUCCACAAACGAGAGGCGAACAAGAACGAGCAGAAAAGCCGCCUGCGGGACGUGAAAAUUCAGUAGAUCUUUCGCUUUCAUCUGUCUUGUCAAUUAUUUUAUUCGACAGAAUUUGUUCUUCGAGUUUAUUUGAUUUAAAUAUAUGGAAUUAUAAAUAUUUGGAAAAAGAAACAUUUUUAUGGAAAUCUCAGGAUCUCGUAGAAUCAGUGCGUCUUAAUCGCCGAUGGAAUAUUUUCCACUUUACUGAUGUCGAGUUAAGCCGGAUCAAGGCAGUGCUUGCACAAGUACUCGCAUCCUUAUCACCGUCUUAAAGCCUCACACGCAUACUAUGACGUGUAGCUCUUUACUCGGUAUCUCAACGUGUCCUCGAUCGUCUCGUUCGAUAAAAAUAGUGGACCGUAUUUCAUAACAAGUUGACAGGCGCAUCUUCCGUCUCUUUCGUGGGUUCUACACGUCACGUUAAUAAAAUCGUAUUGAAUUUUUUUAUUCACACAUAUCGACGCCUCCUCGCUUUUCAUCUCUGACAUAAUAAGCGUGCGUCCGACAUGAAAUACACACGAGAAAUUUUUUCCCAACAAUUUAAUGUCUAAAUUCUGUGUGCAGAGUGCGCGAAAAUUUCAAGAAAAUAUUCCCGCUUCUCGUUAGAGACACGUUUUACGUAAUAUCUCGUAAACGAGUAAAGCUGGAGCAGCAAACGAGCCAAGCAGGCUCGCUUUACGAAUCUCGUUGAAAUGUGCAAACAAGAUCCAGCUCUCCUCCGUAUUCACUCUUUCACGAGAUAUUCGCGAAAAUUGCUUCUUUUAGGGACAUGUUUUAUCUAACGUCAAACGGCAAUUUCCCUCUAUUAAGGCACCAUUACGCAGUAGAUGUCUGAUUCACGCACACAGACAGGUACACGCUCACUGUUCUCCGGGUUUUUACUCGCAGCAAUCGUCUGCUCGCGCUAAACCGUGAUAAUCCGUGCGAUUGCGAGCCUCCCCUGCAUAUCUGUCUGCUUUAUUGGCUACGAGCGAACGUUGCGAUUUCAAAACGAGCCAGCGCAACAUCCUCCAACAAAGCUUCAUUUCCCCGUUUCACUACAAAAGAUCCUGUACACGUGCCGCUUGUUUGCUAUACGUGUGAUUGUGAAUCGCAGCGAGGUGUAUCCAGCGGAAUCGACAUGCAAAUCGGAUUGUGACUCGUUUUCGGGUUCUGGGUUCUAUGUGCGAUAAACGUGUUCAGUGAUAAACGUGCUCGUCGCAGCAGCGUCUUCCUUGAAGAAGGAAGAAGAGAUCAGAGAGAGCAGAUACACAUUUGGCGUCUUCUUCCUAACAGAAACUAAACCUCCCGAGCAACGUCGUCGAUCAAUUUGGCCAUUGAAUCGAUGUUGAGGGCUUAUCGGCGAACGAUACCUUAUCUGGCAAGAACGUUCAUCAUCGCGUGGCGAUCAAAACGAAGAGGAGAACGACCGACGAGGACGACGAGACAACGCCAGCGAGUGAGUCCGUUCUCUUCGAGCCCACUUGAGAAAGAAAAAAAGAAAGAAGAAUUUCAUCGUCCCAACCAUGGACAAUCGCGAGAGCAGUCCGUUCGUGCGGACGCAACCUAGCAGAAGCAUGAUACGGCCACAAGCAGCCGCGCGCAAAUUCUUCACGCCGUCCCCGGCGGAGAGAGCGGCGCGACAGUUGGUGAAUCGACCGGUCGACGAACCGGAAGUGACGAGCCCGCAGUCGGGCACGUCGAAGCGGCCAUCACUCGCGCCUUUGGAGGCCCUGAAGCAAUGGGAGUUGGUGGAGGAUGACAAGGGACUGCAAGUGGUCGAAAAAAGAGGUGGCGGCCCUUUGAGUCCCGUCAGACCCGCCAAAGAGCUGUCGCUGCCGAUCGCGAAUCCGAUCUAUGGACGCAUGCUUUCCGGUCGGAAGGCCCUCAGCCAGGCUUCGAGCGUGGAAUCCACGAAUCUGGAAGAGAAGCUGCGCGGCCUCAAUGAGUCGAAGAUCGUCCAGCCGAUCAGGCUUUCGCUUGGUCAACAGAGAGAACAGACGCCGGAGCCAGAAGGACCGCUCAGCCUGAAUCUGAUCUUGAAGCAGCAGCAGCAGCAGCAACGCUCGACGUCGACGACGAUCGAGAGCACCGACAUGCUGCAGCGAUUGGAGCAGCAAGUCAAGGCCAUCGAGAUGGGCACGAUCGCCGCGAGGACGACGCGCCAGCUGGAGAACAGCGCGGACUUCGGCCCGGAAGUCCAGCUGAGGUACCGGGAACACGAGGACCUGCUGCGGAACGUGACUGACGACGAGGCCGAGGGGGCCUCGCCGCUGCACCGCGGAGACGCGACGCGGAACUCCACCGGAAACGCCGGCAUCGCUCCGAAGAAGCCUGCGAAACUGUCGAGAACCGCGUCGGACACGCGGCGCGGACAGGAAGCGGAGAUGAGGACGCAGUCCAGGAUGCCGCAGACCCGCGCGCUCGUGCGGCCGAUAAUCACGAAGAAGGACCAUCAGCGUCAUCAGCAACAGCAACAGCAGAACAACGCGACAACCGUCCCGCUCAGGCCGUUGUCGGACAUCAUGCAGAAGGGUAUUCAGGGCGAGAAGGAGACAGGGGAUGGCGUAGGGGUGUCGAGUAGCGGAGGCCGGCUCUCCUCGAGGAGUCGGACCUCCGAGGAACCUCACAUCGGCAAGUACAAAUUAUUGAAGACCAUCGGCAAAGGGAACUUCGCCAAGGUGAAGCUCGCCAAGCAUGUGCCCACGGGAAAGGAAGUAGCCAUCAAGAUCAUCGAUAAGACUCAAUUAAAUCCUGGUAGUCUUCAAAAGCUGUUCCGAGAAGUCAGGAUAAUGAAGAUGCUCGAUCAUCCGAACAUCGUGAAGCUGUUCCAAGUAAUCGAGACUGAAAAGACACUGUACCUGGUAAUGGAGUAUGCCAGCGGCGGGGAGGUCUUCGACUACCUGGUCCUACACGGACGGAUGAAAGAGAAGGAGGCGAGGGCGAAAUUCAGGCAGAUCGUUUCUGCUGUGCAAUACUGCCAUCAAAAGAAGAUCAUUCACAGGGACUUAAAAGCCGAGAACCUGUUGCUCGAUAGUGAAAUGAACAUCAAGAUCGCCGAUUUCGGUUUUAGCAAUGAAUUCACACCCGGUAACAAGCUGGACACAUUCUGCGGCUCGCCACCCUACGCCGCGCCGGAACUCUUUCAAGGAAAGAAAUACGACGGCCCGGAGGUGGACGUAUGGUCGUUGGGCGUGAUCCUGUACACGCUCGUGUCCGGCUCACUGCCUUUCGAUGGUUCGACGUUGAGAGAACUGAGGGAGAGAGUGUUACGGGGGAAGUAUAGGAUCCCGUUCUACAUGUCCACCGACUGUGAAAAUCUUCUAAAGAAAUUCUUAGUGCUCAAUCCAACGAAGAGAGCCUCAUUAGAGAAUAUAAUGAAGGACAAGUGGAUGAAUAUGGGAUACGAAGAUGACGAAUUAAAACCGUACUUAGAACCUGAACCUGAUUAUAGAGACCACAAGAGGAUAGGUGAGUCUGCCAAGGCCCUAGCUAGUUUGGGAUACACUCGCAGCGAAAUAGAAGAUUCUUUGGGACAAGCGAAGUAUGACGAUGUAUUCGCUACGUACUUGCUCUUGGGCAGAAAAACGACGGAUCCUGAGAGCGACGGGUCACGAUCGGGUAGUUCACUAUCUCUGCGCAACAUUCCACCUCAAGUCGGUUCGGGCAGCGGUGGAGGUAGCGGUGGUGGGACAGGCGGCGCGGUACAGAGUCCAUCGCACAGGGGUGUUCACAGAAGUAUCUCUGCUAGUAAUCCAAAACCUAGCAGACGGGCCUCGUCUGGUGGUGAGACUCUUCGAGGAGCACCUAGUCCAGGAAAUGCAACGAAUCACAAUCACGCGACUGCGGUAACCGGCACAACCGUGACCGGAAGUGGCGGUAGCAAUUUUAAGCGGCAAAAUACAGUAGACGCGGCCACGAUCAAGGAGAAUAGCGCUCGUGUUUCUGCAGGCCGGCCCUCCGCACCUAAAAACAGCCAGCCGCCCGGACAGUUAGACACCAUGACGAUGUUCAUUCUAGGCGUGGGCACAAGUCCUGGCGGUAAAGCGAGAGUAGGCAAGAGCAACACAAUGAACGCAGGAGUAGGUAGUGGUCGGCCUCUCACCUCACCUGCUCCUGGUUCUGUUGGUCGACGCAGCACCAUCUCCUACGAUCAAGCAAAAACGUCAUCAUCAUCUACUGAAAGAACCAACGAAGUACCCAGCCUGGGCGAGGGCACUAGACCGACGCGGGGUCACACCAAGUCUGCGAGCAUCAGCGCAGGUCACCGUUCCUCAAGUGGCGUACCCCCCAGCGACCAUUCACUACUGGACCCUCAACCACGCAACGCCCACAACUCCUUACUCGCCACUGCUGACCCCCUUAGGCAGAGCUUGGGUGUUUGCGCAAGCAACAGACUGGCCGCAGCCACUACACCAGCAUUUCCACGAAAUGUUCCAAGUCGCAGUACGUUCCAUUCGGGCCAAAAUAGAGCACAGCGAAAUCACACUCAGGGUCACACACAGACACAGGACACGAAUGCUAUUAGCCCUCUAGCAAGGCCGUCCUUCUUCUCGAAGCUAUCGUCGAAGUUCACCAAACGGCAGUGAACCGUAAAAGCUUCGCUUCAUCUCUCGAGUUCCGACAAGCGAAAAGGCCAUAGAGACACGGGUUUUAACACGACCAGUGUGCCGACAUGAGUGUCAUGAGCAAAAUGCAGCAUGCCCGACGCGCGUACCGCAUACAUCUAACGCAUUAUUAAAUCGGGUCGGGCAAAGUGGCACAAGUCUAUGUUAUCCUAUGACCGACCGCUCAAUGAACAUUGUGAUGCAUAUAUAAGAGAAACAGAAACGAAAGAGAAGACUCCGUUAUUCUGUGGUUUCCAACGAUGCGAAUUACAUUUUUAAGACUUUACACGUCGAUGAUAAAUGAGUAUCAUCGCGCGAUUAUCAUCUCUCCAGCGUAAUACACACACAGACCAUACAUACACGCACGAUAUACGUAUAUAUCACGAUAUGUAUCGCUACAUUGGAUUCACACAUACAUACACACACACACAUACAGAGAUAUAUACGUGAUUGUAUAAUUGUUAAAAAAAGAAAGCAAAAGAAAACGAGAAAGAGUGACGUCUUCCUGGGAUCACGAAGCAGGAAAUCGCCUUACGCACUUAGAUGUAGCACCGGAAUCUGUGCCUUUCCUAAGUCAGCCUGCCUGUAAACUCUACCUGUACUUUGCGUCAUCCGUCUAAGGAGAAGACCUCCGAUAUCUUCUUUGCUAUAUUUUUCUACCCAUUUUCCACGAUCCACCGCGAUCCGGCUCACACUUGUUUUGCUUUCGUUGUAAAGUAACGCAGCUACGAGAGCGCGAGAAGCAAUUUUCCUUCGGAGCGCGAGGUGUGAUAGUCGAUAGAUGCCUUCCUGACGUAAAGUAUCUUAGCCACUAAAGUAUUUUCUAAGCGUACGAGUGUGUGUGCGUGCACGGGACGCUUUUUAACGUACUCAAGCACCGAGGCAUAUUUUUCACGAAUUUUAGCGACGAAUUUUGUGCUGCGACACAGGCAUAGGUCGUUUUUCUCUUCUCCCGCAUCGAAUGGAAUUCCCGCGAAAUAUUGUGAUCAAGUGAGUUUUAGAUCACUUGCAGAUCUAAAACUUGGAUUUACGUGUAGAUCAACGACGCGCGCGUACGAAGCGCACUAGCGCGAGCAGUAGUUUCUCUCAUCGUAGCUCUUGAGAUAUUUGUGCUUUGCAACGAGCUCCUCGUCCCCCAUCGCGAUCGAGUCGAUAGAGUCUGUUCGGUGGAAACGCGUUUACAUGUUCCUCGUUUACGUAUAUAUUUAUAUAUACGCGUAUUAAUGUUAUCCGAGUCUCCUUUUCUUUCUUUCCAUACCGCCUCCACUUUUCCCCUGCGAGAAAGGUCAAGAACGCUCGUUAACGUUGAUGACGGUCACAUACUCGAUCACGUUUUAACGGGCAGUAGAGUUUCGAGAGUGUGAGGAGGAUGCUGUAGUUGUACUAACACUAAUGAACGAAACAGAUAGACACAAUAGCGACAAUAGAGUACAUAUGAUUGUUCAUACUUUGACAGAUUUUUUUAAGUGAAGGAUGAAGUCUCGCCUUGUUUCCCCCGAGCUGUGAAAUGAGAGCGAGCCGCAUGCAGAUAUAUCGCGGCCACGGCAAUCGCAACUUCCACUACAAUGUGUUACUCUUAUUCCGUUAUUAUUUGCAACUCUCUCUUACUUAUCUUUUUUUUUUCUUUGUCGCGGAUUAUAUUAGUGAGGACUAGAAUAAUGUUGUAUAUUUUGUAACACUAGAGCGCACCUUUUCUUUUCUAUUUUUUUUCUUGUUUUCUCGGGAAGAUAUGUUGGAUAGCAGUAAUGUCUUUCAUUGUAGUUUAUUUGGACAGUCUAUCGUAUAAUAAUUUCUUUCCUUUAUUGCGGACAAGAGCAAGAUGUGUCUAUUCUGUAGUGCACUCUCUCAUAUUCCAUUUCGUGAUGUAACGUUCUAUCUAUACCUGUUGAAAUCGAUCUAAUAUAAUUGAUCGGAGAAAACUUUAGUAUGUACCUUUUUCUUUCUCUCUUCUCUUUUCAUUUUUUUUCGCUUUUAAUCUCUUUUUUUAUUGUUAUCCAGCAUAGAUUCCUCCUCUCAAAGAUAGCGUGGAAUUCAUAUUUGGCCUUCCCUUUUAUUAUAAUGUCGUUAAGAGCUUCAUAGAGGCUUCUCGUAUCGAUUCUUUCACAUUUAAACGAAAUUCAAGGAAACAAAGUCCUUUAAAACGAAUGGAUAUGUAUGUUAACAUAUACAUAUAUGUGUGUAUAGAUAUUGACAUUAAUUGCAAUACCUUCUUUCAUCAAAUGUUUCAUAUAACUUGAUAUUCUUUUAGUUAUAGAUCAUUGUGAAAUUAACGUAAUGCGAUUUUCGCGAGAUUAAAAGAUAUUUAAUCAGACAAUGGAGCUGAACUUGUUUUGUUUGAGAUAUUGAGCAAAGGAAAUCUAUUGUAAAUUGAUUCCUCUUAUAUUUGUCUUCCAAUCAACAGUAACACGUGUAAAAUAUAUUUUGCAUUUAUAUUUGAAUAUUACUUAGUUAACGCACUGUGCAAAAUACGAACGCAUUUCGAUCAAACAGAAGCAAAUAUGGAGACAUAUGUAUGAAAAGUAUAUACAUCAGGCAUUCCACUUUAUCUUUCCUUUACGAUUAAUGUAUAUGUCUUUUAAAAUACGAUUACGGCAUUGAAAUAUAUUUUUUAUCAAGCAAACAAAAACUUUUUCCGCUUUAUUGAAGUUCUGUAAACAAAUAGCAACAAAUUACACGCAGAAUGGCUUUUUCAUGUCUAGUUUACUAAUAAUAAUAAAAAUCGAUUCCUGAUUUCUGCAAACUGGCAGUUACGAAUACUCUGUUCCGAUAUUGAUCUCAAAACUGACUAAUUAAUUAAGGAUAGAGUGUGCUAUUUGAUUGCAAUGAACGGUAAUUCAGUUUUACCCAUCUUGCUUUAAUUUAUUCUAUUAAUAAAUAUUCAGUUGUAUUGUGUAAAUUAUCGAGAACGCGACAUUACAAUAGAGAAUUAUCCCAACAAGGCAGGCCAUAAUUAACCGGUACAUCAUUUAUUUAUAUAUUAAUUAUAAUGUAUUCUAAUCUAUACAUUGUACUAUUAUUUAAUUAUUAGAAAUAUACAAUAUUUAAGCACGUAUAUGUCUCUCCGGUAACGUCAUUGUUCAACAACAAAAGCUAUUGCUGCUAAUCUCUUGAUGCAGAACAAUACUGUGCUUAGUACAACGUAAAGACGUAAAUCCAAAUUAAUUUGAAGGCAUGUACAUAGCUUUUCACCAAGAUUGCUGUCUUAUUUGUGCAAUUUAUCGUGCAAAUAUAUAUUUUUCCAAUACAAGAACAUACUCCUCAAUAUCAUAUUUUUAAUAAAAGAAUUUAAAAAGGAUAUUAGAUAUAAUUUUUACAGUAUGACAGAUGUAACUACUGAAAAAAAGAAAAAAAAGUAUUACUCCUGAAUAUGAUCGUGUCUCAAUACUAAGUGCAGAUAUUGACUUUUUGAGUGUACGAGUCAUCAAUUUUUGAGAAUCGAGUAUUAUGUGUGUUACACCGAUAUAUCGAAGAUACGUGCCUUUUCCUAUAUGAUAUUGUGUAUUUCGAAUAUCUCGUAACACGGCAGAACGAUGCACUAAUCCUUCCACAGUCAUUGCCAAUAGCAUUUAUUAAUAUCUGGUCAACGUAAUAGCAUCUACACAUGUUGUAUGGCAGAUAAUUAUUAAUUAUUAUUAAUAUUACGUUUAUUAACAAGUGGCGUAUAUUUUACAGAGUGGCCUUAGGCUACCUGAGACAAGUGUGUUACGAUUACUUCUGACAAAUCAGAGAAACUUUAUACUCGUCUCUGAUUUUUUACGACAUCGAUAAAUUUCUUAUAUUUGCUUGUGUAUAAAGGAUAUUAAAAAUAGGAUUGUAUUUACUUUCCUGAAUUUAAUGAUAUACAUAUACAUAUAUAUAAAACGGUUAACUCUCUUUUUAUUUACGUCUCACAGGAUUGCACAAUUAAUGUAUCCUCCUUGAUAUAAUAUAUAGUUAGCAUUUUGAUAUAAUAUAUUCCCCACGCGAAUGUCAGUAGCAUUUGUUUUUGUAUUCGUCAUGUUUAUCGAUAUUCGAUGCAUAAGUGAUAUUAGAAAGUUGUAAAGAGAUGAUAAUGUGUAAUACCUAAGGCCACCCAUGAUAAUGUAUAUGAAAAUGAUGAGAAAGCGAA